Chinchilla lanigera (long-tailed chinchilla) is the source of this 3891-nucleotide messenger RNA. It is a transcript of the gene Cfap251, whose product is annotated as WD repeat domain 66. Gene Ontology annotation, cellular component: sperm flagellum. The record is from RefSeq and is a predicted model, not a curated record. Lineage: Eukaryota; Metazoa; Chordata; Mammalia; Rodentia; Chinchillidae. Gene Ontology annotation, molecular function: protein binding.
AGCAGGAGCAGGAGCAGGAGGAGGCUGAGGCGGAGGCCGGCGAGGCCCAGGAGGAGGCCGCGGGAGUCCGGGACAUCGUGACGGCUCCGCAGUACAACCUGCUGGGCUCCUUCCUGGAGAUCCUUGGAGAUACUGGCUCCAAGCAGUCGACGCAGUCAGACGGCUCCGAAAACGUCGACUUGGCCCAAGUCCAUCCUGACAAACAGAUGAAAUCCUCGGGCGAGCUGGGUACGGGAAUGGAGCCCGAGCAGCAGGACACACUGGAGCAGGAAGGAAGAGACCAGGGUCAGAAGCAGGGAGGUGCCAGAGGAGAAAGGGGGAGCACGAGGCCCAGAAAGGGCAUAUCCUACUUGGACGGUGACCAAGACACGCAAUUCCAGACCAGAGCAGGGUACUCCAGGGAGUCCCUGGUGUCCAGGUCCACAGAGGACACUUUGUUCCAGAAGGAUGAGGGUGCCCAGGUGUACCCCUUGGCCCUGAACUGGUCGUUCGGGUGGAACAGCUCACUUCCUGUCUUCUACAUCCGGGAGAGGAACCAGAGGGUCCUGCUGUACGCGUGCGGCCACACGGCUGUCAUCUACAACGUCGCCAAGAACACGCAGCACCACCUGCAGGGCCACCCUAACGUCAUCUCCUGCCUCUGUGUCAGUGAAGACCGGCGGUGGAUCGCCACGGCAGACAAGGGGCCUGGCUGCCUGAUAAUCCUAUGGGACUCGUUCACAGGCAUCCCCGUGCACACCAUAUUUGACAGCUGCCCGCAAGGCAACGGCAUCAGGGCCAUCGCCAUCAGCCGCGACGCCAAGUACCUGGCCACCAUCUCCGACGCCGAAGUCCAGGAAGUGAGCAUCUGGAGGUGGACUCUGGCGGUGGAGACGCCCGCGUGCACCCUCAAGCUCCCCAGAGAGUACGGAUCCCAGAACUACCUUACUUUUAAUCCAGCAAAUAAUAAAGAAUUGGUGAGCAACAGUAAAACACAGACAAUAUACUAUUGGUGGCAUGAAGAGAGAGACACACUUGUUCACAGUGCCCCGCUUUUAACGGAAAAUACGUUCAACAAGCUGGUGGGGAAGUUCAGCCAGUCCAUCUUCCACCCAAACUCGAGCCAGAUUCUCUCCGCGACGCUGGAGGGGAAGCUGGUGGUCUGGGACAUCCAGCGCCGCCCCACGCCGGCCCCGGGCUCUGCCGAUGGCCCCUCCAUCAAGCCCUGCAAGCUGGUUCACCUGCAGAAGGAGGCAGUCAGCGUGCUCACCGUGGCUGACGGCUACAUCGUCACGGGGGAUGUGAAGGGCCACAUCAAGUUCUACGAUCAGACCCUAUCCAUCGCUCACUGGUACAGCCACCUCCAGCUGAGCUGCAUCCGGACCCUGUCCUUCUCGCAGAGUGCGGCCAGCAUGCACCAGAGCGCAAACUUCCCCCCGGACUGCACCCUGAAAGGUGACCUUUUUGUCGUCAGGAAUUUCAUCAUUGCAACAUCUGAUGCCACGGUGUACCACUUAACGACAGAUGGCACCAGACUCGAGAAAUUGUUCGUGGAGCCCAAGGACGCCGUUUGCGCCAUCUCCUGCCACCCAUACCAGCCGCUGCUGGCUGUGGGCAGCGUCUGUGGGCUGAUCAAGGUGUGGGAUUACCAGCGGAAGAGGUACCUGUUCAGCAGGGUCUUCGACAAGGGGCUCGGCGUGCAGAGCCUGACCUACAACCCUGAAGGGGCCCUGCUGGGAGCUGGCUUCACCGAGGGGACGGUGUACAUUCUCGAUGCGAUGUCUCUGCAGAAUGAGACCCCGGAGCCUUUCAAAUACUCCAGAAGCAGCGUGACGCACGUCAGCUUCUCCCACGACUCCCAGUACAUGGCUACUGCCGACCUGAGCUUCACCGUGGCCGUGUACACCGUGGUGGUCCGCGGCGGGCGCAGGCUCUGGGAGUACCUGGCCAGGCUCCGCUCGCACCGCCAGAGCAUCCGCAGCCUCCUGUUCGGGGUUUACCUGGACAGCAACGAGCCGCGACUGCUGAGCCUCGGCAAAGACAGGCUGCUGAUAGAGUACAACCUGAGUCGGAGCCACAAGGACCACCUGGAAGUCCUGGACAUCCACCGCACCGACCAGGGCCACCACCCGACCUGCAUGGUGUGGUACCCGCCCCUCACCAAGGAGCUCUUCCUGCUCGUCUGCAACAGCGGCUACAAGGUGAAGCUCUUCAACUCCACCACCAAGAUGUGCAGGAAGACGCUGCUCGGGCCGGCGUACGGGUCUCCUAUCGAGCAAGCGCAAGUCCUCCCCGUGAGAACGGCCCCAGAGCUGCAGAAGCGCUACCUGGUGUUCAUUAACAGAGACAAGGUGGGGCUGCAGAUUCUACCGGUGGAUGGCAACCCGCACAAGACGUGCGCCAUGGUCUGCCACCCGAACGGCGUGGCGGGGCUGGCCCUGUCCUACGACGGCCGCUUCGCCUUCACGGCGGGAGGACAGGACCGCUCGGUGGUGCAGUGGACGAUCACCCUGAGCGCCCUGGACGCCGCCGUUUCUCUUGGGGGUGAAGACUUGACCCCGUUCUACGGCCUGGUGCCGGGCGGCAGGGAAGGAAGAUUCUACAGGGAGCUGGAAGAUUACUUCUUCUACUCGCAGAUCCGCAGCCAGGGCAUCGACACCAUGGAGACCAGGAAGGUGUCCGAGCACAUCUGCCUGGCCGAGGUCCCGUUCGUCAUGCGGGCGAUCGGCUUCUACCCAUCCGAGGAGAAGAUCGAGGACAUGUUUAACGAAAUCAGAUUCAGCGAGUACGCGGACACGGGGAAGCUGAUUGACAGGAUCAACCUGCCCGACCUCCUCAAGGUGUACGUCAACCACAGGCCGCCCUUCGGCAACACCCUGCGCGGCCUCCGCCAGAGCUUCGCCGUGCUGGGCACCCCCAACGAGCAAGGCGAGAGUGUGGUGCGCAGGGACGCGCUUCUGCAGCUGCUGCUCACCAGAGGUGAGCACAUGACAGAGGAGGAGAUGACUGACUGCUUCGCCACGCUGUCGGGCCUGAACCCUGAGGGCUGGAAAUCCGAGCCUGCAGCCUCGGCCUGCAGAGGUUCAGAAAUCAGUCUCGAAGAGGAACUUCCAGACGAAAUCACUGCGGAAAUAUUCGCGAGCGAAGUUCUCGGCCUCACCAUCUCGGAAGACCCUGGGGAGGACGGCCCGUGAGGCUGGGGACGUGUUCGGGCACAAAGGGCGCUGUGUGCGCCGGCCCGCCUCGCGCCCCGCUCUCACCCUGCCCACUUCAGACAUUAAAGCAGAUUUCUGGAAGCCGAGGAGCUGGGGUGCUGGGUGCACAGCCCGGGCGGGUGGCCAGGACCUUCUGGUGACGCGUGUGGCCCAGAGGCCCUGUGUCACUGGCCCUUUCUGUUGUGAGGUUGGGGUGGGAGCCCGGUGGCCUGGGCUCCACAGCACCUUCUUGGGGGGCCCCCAGCAGCUGCGUGUAACCGUUAGGACAAGCACCACCGGCCAAGCCUGACCCCGGUGACAGCCGCCUCGGAGAGGGCAGAGCCUGUGCCGCACCUGGCCCAGAAGCCACACGCAGCCCCCUGCGUCCCACAGAGGCCAGCACCUCCUCACAGCACGGUGACCUCGCCACCCACACCCUGCUGGGCUGCAAAAGAUACAGCGGGCAAAAUCAGGGGCCAGUGCCCCAGCUCUGAAUGUUCAGGGAACGUUGCCACCAAGUUUAGGGUGUGUGUGUAUGUAUGUAUGUAUUUAUCAGAUGGUCCCAUUAUGUAAGUCAGACUGGCCUUCAACUCACUAUGGAGUCCAGGGUGCACUCAAACUCAGGGAGAUCCUCCUGCCUCAGCCUGCCAACUGCCGGGAUCAUAGGCAUGUACCACCACACCUGCAAAUAUAAAAGCUCUUCAGGACCUCAUCUCCA